CAGAGUGGCACUUGAUUCGACCACACGGCUGCUCGCCGCAGUGACGUCUCUGUCUCCACACCGGGCGGGAUAUCCGCAGUAGUAAGUGAGCUAAUAACAUGGCGAAGACUUACGAUUACUUGUUUAAACUACUUCUAAUCGGCGACUCCGGCGUCGGGAAGACCUGCGUGCUAUUCCGAUUUUCAGAAGAUGCCUUCAACUCAACGUUUAUCUCUACUAUAGGUAUUGACUUCAAGAUCCGAACAAUAGAAUUAGACGGGAAGAAGAUCAAGCUACAGAUAUGGGAUACAGCAGGACAGGAGAGGUUCAGGACCAUCACAACAGCCUACUACAGAGGAGCCAUGGGCAUCAUGUUAGUGUAUGACAUAACCAACGAGAAGUCCUUUGACAACAUCAAGAACUGGAUACGGAAUAUAGAAGAGCAUGCAUCAGCAGACGUGGAGAGGAUGGUCCUUGGGAACAAAUGUGAUGUUAAUGACAAGCGACAGGUGUCCAAAGACAGGGGGGAGAAGCUAGCGCUGGAGUACGGUAUCAAGUUCAUGGAGACCAGUGCAAAGGCAAACAUCAACGUCGAGAAUGCCUUCUUAACCCUCGCCAGAGACAUCAAAGCGAAAAUGGACAAGAAGCUGGAAGGCAACAACCCGCAGGGCAGCGCUCAGGGGGUAAAGAUUACAGAACAGCCCAAGAAGAGCAGUUUCUUCCGCUGCACACUCCUGUGAGAUGACGGGAGUGUCGGCAUCCACCAUCGCCUUAACUGUGUCCCCCCCCCACUGGACAGAACUGGACAGAGCACAUUCUGACGUCUAUCUCUUUUAUCCUCCUCCACUUGUCUUCCUCUUUCUCAUUCUGGGUUCGGUCUGCGCUUAUCUACGAGGAACAACAAACAUUAAUAGCUACCUUAGUCGACCAGUCUUCUAUGGCCUCUGUUACAUGCAAAAUCUCUUUUCUUUCUUUCUUUUCUUUUUUACAGACCUUCGGUUUCAACUUAAUUCCUUAAACGUUAUUGACUUUUAAAAACUGCCUCCCGAUGAGACACAGAGUGAUCAAACCACUUUUUGUAAUUAAUUGAUCAGUCUUCAGGUUAUUAUCUUACAAUAAUGUCUGAUGCCUAGGUGUGUUUUUUUUAAUUUUAUUUUUUACAGCUAUUGUCACUCUGUAAAGUCUUAUAUAGUAAAUCCUUAUCUCUUCAAGCAGCCCAAGUUAUAGAGAACAUGCUCUUUAGUCUAACGGGCUACCUAAUUUUUAUAUACUCAAUCUAUCAAAUAAUGCAACUCACUGUAUCCCUCCAAGGUGAUCAGAGUACAAUCUAUUUAUAUAACAUGUAGGUGUGUCUCAUGGAUUAUUAUUGUUCACCAUAUGAAACGGUAGUGCCAGUGCAUUUUACUAUAUCAACAUUGGAGUUUACAAGUCCUCUGUCCACCUUUUCUACUUCAUGUCUCUCUGUUGAUUUCUUAGGCUGAAACAUUCCAUUCAUUGCUAUUGUGAACACUUAAAUGUGCAAUGUAGUGUAUUUAGAGUCCAGGUUUUGUCUGAAGUAUUCACACGGUUGCCGUUAAGGAUGCCUUCUUGACCACAUAGGUUUGUUUUAAGGGCACACACUUCCCUGUUGUAGCUGCUUUCCUCGUGUUGGGUAUCGCAGGGUUUCUUAGGAAGACAAUUAUUUGUUGCACUUAUACGGUCGGACUAGCAAUACCGAACUCUAACACCUGGAGGCGAUGCAGUUACACAGCAGUGUCACAGAAGGAAGCACAGAAGGAAGCACAGCGAUGAUGACAUCACAUAAAAAUCAUUGUUCUAUGCAUUCAUACUUUUUCUAGUUGUCAGUUCCAAUGGGGGAACGUUUUAGGCAACUGUUUCUCUGGGCCUUGGAUCGGGGCUGUGCUGUAGCAGUAUUUAUGGAGUGAAACAAACCAUAGCACCAAAUGACAAGUGCCCUUUUAUGUUCUUAUUGAUUAUGCACUUUUCCUUUUGUUCUUUCUGUUGAAAAAAAAAAUCUUAACCUGUGUUGACUGUUUGGUGCAAGUCAAAAUAUAUAUUCAUGCACAACUUUCUCCUUUAACCAAUCUGGGAUUCCUUAAAACAUCCAAGCACUGACGUGGCCUAUGAUUUAAGUGAUUUGAAGUGAUUAUGUUUUUCCCCAUUACAACAUUCCCAUUCAUUCAUAGUUUUUUUUCUUUCUAGAAUUUUAUUCAUUUCAUCCCUACUGAUGCUUUUGGGAACCCCAGAUGUCCUCUACCCCACAUUGCCACAAUCUUUUUCUCCCCCCCCCCCCCCCCCCCCCCACCCUCUACCUGUCUUCUGUCAUCCCGUGUCUCGUUUUGGCCCGGUAUCACAGCCAUCUGAACUAUGCAUUCUGGGUGUGUAGAAAACCUCGAAAAGCUUUGCACAUUUGACUUAAUAAGCUUUAUUUGAGAUUAGAGUUGUGCAUAGGAUCUUCACUGUUUUAUGUUCUGCUGUCACCCCAAAUUAUAUUGUAUGUGCAAAAGGGUUGAGCUGUUCAGGCGUAAGAAUGUGAAACAGAACUGAACCCUGGUUUGAAUCGACCCAGAGGUUUAAUCCUUUCUAGUUCUGCUGAGACGAGUCAUAAAUAACCUGUGGAUCUAAAUCAUCAUUGUCAUCUUUGAUGGACUCGACUCAAAAGCUUCAGCUCUAUUUUGGUUAAACUGACUCGCGCACAUAUAAAAUACAGUUUUUAGACUUGAGUUUGGCUUAAAUUUGGUCUGUAAAAUGAGCUCAGUCCUUCUUUCUUCUCGCCCCAUUUUAAAUCUGCCAAUUGUCAGUCAAUAUCUUCAACACAGUCUCUAACUGAGUUUGGAUUUUAUCACUGAUUAUUGAUGGAUUUCAUGGGGGGAGGGAUUUAAACAAUUCAGCAAUUGUAAAUAAGAUCUACAAUGAUUGUACUGUAGUUUCAUAAAUCUUAUUGCAUCUACACUUUUUGUAGAUAAGUGUUCUAUGAAUUAUUAAAAAUGAGAUUCUUAACAAAA
Molecule: messenger RNA, 2984 nt
Organism: Scophthalmus maximus (turbot)
Lineage: Eukaryota; Metazoa; Chordata; Actinopteri; Pleuronectiformes; Scophthalmidae
Product: ras-related protein Rab-8A
Exons: 8
Coding region: 99-719 (206 amino acids)
Biological process (GO): neurotransmitter receptor transport to postsynaptic membrane; Golgi vesicle fusion to target membrane; regulation of exocytosis
Cellular component (GO): dendritic spine; endosome; trans-Golgi network transport vesicle
Molecular function (GO): GTP binding; GTPase activity
Source: RefSeq, a predicted model, not a curated record